Opisthorchis viverrini is the source of this 436-nucleotide messenger RNA. RefSeq lists its product as hypothetical. Bases 1 to 390 code for a protein of 129 amino acids. NCBI's taxonomy places the organism in Eukaryota, Metazoa, Platyhelminthes, Trematoda, Opisthorchiida, Opisthorchiidae. The transcript is spliced from 2 exons. The record is from RefSeq and is a predicted model, not a curated record.
AUGCGCCUGUUUGAAGCGAAUUUCGGCAUUAGUGUUGGUCUACCCACGACUGUUCAUAACGAUCAACAGCAUUUUGGAAUGGCCGAUGCGGUAGUAUUUCGACUGGUGUUUGCUGGAAUUCUGAUGUGCAUGCUGUACUUACACUCAGCUACAUGUCUACCAACCUCAGAACUGUUGAAACGAUUCAGCAAAGAAGAACUUGAAGCAAAGAUGAAAAUUAUAAAAGACGCAUACGAAAAGAUCUUGGAUAAUAGGAUGCAAGAGCUAAAUGCGUUUUAUCAACUCCAUGGACGGCCAAGGUUUGGAAAGCGGUCUUUUCGAGGAGCGGAAGGUCGAAUUAUCCUGCCGGACAUUGAUGAAGAGGAUGACUUUGUAUACCGAGUUGUUUGAACAUUUCAUUAUGCUUGCUCAAAGUGAAUUUUGAUUCUGCCAGCAA